Messenger RNA from Larimichthys crocea (large yellow croaker), 3452 nucleotides. RefSeq names its product discs large MAGUK scaffold protein 1b (gene dlg1b). Lineage: Eukaryota; Metazoa; Chordata; Actinopteri; Sciaenidae. The record is from RefSeq and is a predicted model, not a curated record. Gene Ontology annotation, molecular function: ionotropic glutamate receptor binding; protein kinase binding. Gene Ontology annotation, biological process: receptor localization to synapse; embryo development; cell-cell adhesion. The coding region runs from base 678 to 3452 and encodes 924 amino acids. Gene Ontology annotation, cellular component: neuromuscular junction; basolateral plasma membrane; postsynaptic density membrane. The transcript has 26 exons.
GAGAGGAGGGAUUUACACUGAGCGAAGUUUGACACGAAUGCACAACGCAGGCUCUGCUGGGAAUAACACACACACACACACACACACACACACACAGUGUGCGUGCCAGUGCGGGAUAAAUCAGUGUGUGCUUGGCACGGCUUGAGUUGAGGUGUGCCACUUUGGGCUGGACUUUGAAGUUUUGUUUAUUCCUGGACGGAGCUGCUCGUCUCCCUCCUCCAGCUCCAGCGGCGUCAGCUCAUGCCUGCCCCGCCUGGCGCUCAGCCUGCGCGGACACAGAGAGUUAUUCUACCCGGGAGUUCACACGGAAGGUCCCGCUGGGUGAGAGCGAGAGCACGCCGGGGCAGGGAGUCUCUGUGGCGGGGACAGCUACAUCACGGAGAGUCGGUUAACGGACGGAGCUCCUGUGGUUACUUUGAAGCGGGACUUGUGCCUGUUUUUACCCGCCUCCCUGCGCUGUUGUUUCCCCCUGACAGUCGGUCCGGCUCGGAGGAACUUGGUGUCGUCGUGGAGGGAUCUGUCCCCCUGACAGCGAGCUUCACCCGGCGGAAUAAUCAACACAAGCCGCCCUGCACUGUGAGGAGUGUAUGUGGCUAACUCAGAAGUAGCUCCGAGCCGAGCCGAGCCAGACCGAACCAGACCGGGCCAGACCGAACCAGACCGGGCCAGACCGAACCAUGCCAGUGAGGAAGAAAGAUGCACAGCGAGCUCUGCUGCUGCUCGAGGAGUACCGGGCCAAGCUGCAGCACGCCGAGGACCGGCAGCUCCGACACUCCAUCCAGAGGGUCAUCGACAUCUUCCAGAGCAACCUCUUCCAGGCUCUCAUAGAUAUCCAGGAAUUUUACGAAGUGACCUUAUUGGACAACCAGAGAUGGGUGGAGACGUCCAAGGCGGCGGACCCCAUGGCGCCCGUCAACCUGUGGGACUUUUCCAGCCUUCAAAGCACAACGGUGACCUCGGACACUCUGCCCAGCCUUAGCACCAGCAUCGAGGACUCUCCCCUCCUAAACGAAAUCCUGCACGCAUUGGCGCAGGCCAAACGCCCGCCCGGACUUGACGGACAAAAGUACAGGCACCAUGAUGAGGACUCGUCCCCCCAGGACCAGAGCUCGCCUCAGCUCACGGAGGAGGCGGGCGGCGCUGAGCUGGUCCAGGUAGCAGAGAAGAACCUGUCCCAGAUCGAGAACGUGCACGGCUACGUCACCCACGCCCACAUCUCACCCAUGAAGGUAGCAUCUCUGGAGUGCAUCUUUGACGGCUCUUCAGCGUUAGGACAGCACCUCCCGGAGCUCCCUUCCCCCUCGUCCUCCACCCUCUAUGCCCACGGCGAGGACAGCCCCCUCCCCUCCUGCUCCUCCAACCCGUACCCCCCGAUCCAGCAGGCCGAGGCCACCCCGCCCUCCUCUCCCAUAAUCCCUGUGAUCCCCGUCUCACCAAUCGCAGCCGAGAACACCAUCAUCCCUCCGACGUCACAGGCCAACCCUCCACCUGUGGUGGUCAACACAGACAGCCUGGACACGCCUCCAUACGUGAACGGGACGGAGGCUGAUUAUGAGUACGAGGAGAUCACGUUGGAGAGGGGUAACUCUGGACUGGGCUUCAGCAUCGCGGGCGGCACUGACAACCCCCACAUCGGUGAAGACCCCAGCAUCUUCAUCACCAAAGUCAUCCCUGGAGGAGCCGCAGCCCAGGACGGACGGCUCAGGGUCAACGACGUCAUCCUGAGAGUGAACGAGGUGGAUGUUCGGGACGUGACCCACAGCCGAGCCGUGGAGGCGCUGAAGGAGGCCGGCUCGCUGGUCCGACUCUACGUCCGCAGGAGGAAACCGGUCUCAGAGAAAGUGAUGGAGAUCAAACUGGUGAAAGGGCCCAAAGGUCUCGGCUUCAGUAUAGCGGGCGGCGUGGGGAACCAGCACAUCCCGGGCGACAACAGCAUCUAUGUCACCAAGAUCAUCGAAGGAGGCGCUGCACAUAAAGACGGGAGGCUGCAGAUCGGAGACAAACUGCUGGCUGUGAACAGUGCUUGCCUGGAGGAGGUGAGCCACGAACACGCCGUCACUGCCUUGAAAAACACUCCUGACGUGGUCUACUUGAAAGUGGCUAAACCCAACAGUGUCUUCAUGAACGACAGCUUCGCCCCGCCCGACCUCACCAACUCGUACUCUCAGCACAUGGAGAAUCAUAUCAGCCCGCCCAACUUCCUGAGUCAGCCUCUGCCACCUCCAGCAUCGUCCGGACGCUUCUCCCCGACCCCAAAGAGCAUGCUGGGAGACGACGAGGUCACCCGGGAGCCCAGGAAGGUGGUGCUGCACAGAGGAGCCACCGGGCUGGGCUUCAACAUCGUGGGCGGAGAGGACGGAGAGGGGAUCUUCAUCUCCUUCAUCCUCGCCGGAGGACCGGCUGACCUCUGCGGAGAGCUGAGGAAAGGAGACCGCCUCGUGUCUGUGAACGGCGUGGACCUCCGUAACGCCACCCACGAGCAGGCUGCCGCCGCCCUGAAGAACGCCGGGCAGACGGUGACCAUCAUCGCCCACUACAGGCCGGAGGAGUACAGUCGGUUUGAGGCGAAGAUCCACGACCUGCGAGAGCAGAUGAUGAACAGCAGCAUCAGUUCUGGUUCUGGAUCUUUACGGACGAGUCAGAAGAGGUCGCUCUACGUCAGUUGUGUCUUCAGGGUUGAGAAGAAGGAGAGAGCGAGAUUAAAGACGGUGAAGUUUAACGCUAAGUCUCGGGACAGAGGGCAGUCUCUCAAUGACAAGCGUAAAAAGAACCUCUUUUCCCGAAAGUUUCCGUUCUACAAGAGCAAAGAGGCGAGCGAGCAGGAGACCAGCGACGUCGACCAACACGUGACCUCUAACGCCAGCGAUAGUGAAAGUAGCUACCGUGGACAGGAGGAGUACGUUCUGUCGUAUGAACCCGUCGUCCAGCAGGAAGUGAACUACACCCGGCCCGUCAUCAUCCUCGGCCCCAUGAAGGAUCGGAUCAACGACGACCUGAUCUCCGAGUUCCCCGACAAAUUUGGAUCCUGCGUCCCUCAUACGACCCGGCCGAAGCGAGACUACGAGGUGGACGGCAGAGACUAUCACUUUGUGGUGUCCAGAGAACAGAUGGAGAAGGACAUCCAGGACCACAGGUUCAUCGAGGCGGGACAGUACAACAACCACCUGUACGGAACCAGCGUCCAGUCGGUCCGAGAGGUGGCUGAGAAGGGUAAACACUGCAUCCUGGACGUGUCGGGGAACGCCAUCAAGAGACUCCAGCUGGCUCAGCUUCACCCCAUCGCCAUUUUCAUCAAACCCAAAUCUGUGGAGAACAUCAUGGGGAUGAACAAGCGUCUGACGGAGGAGCAGGGCAGGAAAACCUUCGACAGAGCCAACAACCUGGAGCCGGGUUCACGAGCAUUUCACAGCCUCGUUCAGGGCGACACUCUGGAGGAAUAUACGAUCAGGUGA